AUGUCAGCUGAAAUACAUCUAAUUGAAAGUACCAGUGUCAAGUAUAAACAGUUACCAGGUACCAGUGACAAGUAUAAACAGUCACCAGGUACCAGUGACAAGUAUAAACAGUUACCAGGUACCAGUGACAAGUAUAAACAGUUACCAGGUACCAGUGACAAGUAUAAACAGUCACCAGGUACCAGUGACAGUAUAAACAGUCACCAGGUACCAGUACCAGUGACACAGUAUAGACAGUCACCAGGUACCAGUGACAAGUAUAAACAGUUACCAGGUACCAGUGACAAGUAUAAACAGUUACCAGGUACCAGUGACAAGUAUAAACAGUUACCAGGUACCAGUGACAAGUAUAAACAGUCACCAGGUACCAGUGACAAGUAUAGACAGUUACCAGGUACCAGUGACAAGUAUAGACAGUUACCAGGUACCAGUGACAAGUAUAAACAGUCACCAGGUACCAGUGACAAGUAUAGACAGUCACCAGGUACCAGUGACAAGUAUAGACAGUUACCAGGUACCAGUGACAAGUAUAGACAGUUACCAGGUACCAGUGACAAGUAUAAACAGUCACCAGGUACCAGUGACAAGUAUAAACAGUCACCAGGUACCAGUGACAAGUAUAGACAGUCACCAGGUACCAGUGACAAGUAUAGACAGUUACCAGGUACCAGUGACAAGUAUAAACAGUCACCAGGUACCAGUGACAAGUAUAGUGACAAGUGUGGUAGUUUUAAGAGUGUGUUGAGGUUUACAUAUGGUAGUUUUAAGAGUGUUGAGGUUUACAUAUAG
This is a messenger RNA of Homarus americanus (American lobster), 789 nucleotides long. RefSeq names its product protein piccolo-like. The record is from RefSeq and is a predicted model, not a curated record. NCBI's taxonomy places the organism in Eukaryota, Metazoa, Arthropoda, Malacostraca, Decapoda, Nephropidae. The transcript has 3 exons. The coding region runs from base 1 to 789 and encodes 262 amino acids.